Aspergillus steynii IBT 23096 is the source of this 825-nucleotide messenger RNA. Its product is annotated as NAD(P)-dependent oxidoreductase. The transcript is spliced from 2 exons. Bases 58 to 756 code for a protein of 232 amino acids. The record is from RefSeq and is a predicted model, not a curated record. Lineage: Eukaryota; Fungi; Ascomycota; Eurotiomycetes; Eurotiales; Aspergillaceae.
UGAAGGUCUAUCUGAAGUAUUAACCUACUCUCCUGUCAUUACUCCACCGUGCAUGCCAUGGACUCGCAAAGUAUCCUUGUUCUUGGCGCAACAGGUGGAUCGGGUAUUGCCUUCAUUGAGGAGGCCCUAGAACUUCCCAACCCACCUCAUUUGGUUCUCUACAUUCGAUCGCCAUCCAAACUUCCACAGCACGUCAAAUCGAACCAAGAUGUGACGGUAGUUACAGGAGGUCUCUCGGAUUACACCGCAUUGGAUUCAGCGAUGAAGGCCCACCGUGUCAGCACAGUUGUCUCCUUCCUUGGCGCAUACGUCUCCGCGUCAGCCCUUGUCACUCGGAACAUGGAUACGCCUAUCGCCGACUCAUUCCCCACGGUCAUCCAGGCAAUGGAGAACAACAAGGUUACACGACUCCUUGCUCUGUCGACGCCGUCAUACUGGGUCGAAGAUCAAGAUGUUGGAAGUUGGAAGUUGACAAUCUACGGCAUGAUGCCUAAACUCUUUGCUCCACAGGGAAACGCAGAAAUGGUUCGGAUAGCCGAGACGGUGGCCCAGGAAGCUUCGCACCUAGAUUGGACGAUCUUUCGCAUUCCUCAUCUGACUGAUGGACCGGCUGGGCUUCCCGUCUGGGCUGGUUAUGCAGGGCCGAGUCAUAAGGGCGGCCUUAACCUUUCGCGCAAGAGCCUGGCACGCUGGGUUUUGGGAGAAAUCUUGGAAGAAGAAUGGGUGAAAGGUGCGCCAUUUCUGGGUAACUACUGAAGUAAUCUUCUCAGACAUUACCUCAUGAAAAAUAGCAAGUGACACAGCUUCAUGAAAUUUCAAUCUUAG